Messenger RNA from Chelonia mydas (Green sea turtle), 843 nucleotides. RefSeq names its product REC114 meiotic recombination protein (gene REC114). Bases 1 to 843 code for a protein of 280 amino acids. NCBI's taxonomy places the organism in Eukaryota, Metazoa, Chordata, Testudines, Cheloniidae. The transcript has 6 exons. The record is from RefSeq and is a predicted model, not a curated record.
AUGGCGGCUGCGGAUGAGGGCGGCCGUGUCUGGCUGGGACGGAAGGUUUCAGGCUCUGCCUCCGAGCCGGCUGGGACGCUCCCAUGUUCCGGCGCCGAGACGGCGCCUCCCUUCGGCAGCGCCGAGACAUGGCCGCUCAAGCGCUAUGGCCGCUUUGUCUCCCCGGGAGCCCCUCCCUGCGGGGCGGGAGCUUCGGCCUCCUGGAAGGUUUUGGAGUCAAAUGAAGAAUCAGGCUAUCUUAUUCUCACCAUUGUUGUAUCUGGCCAUUUCUUUAUUUCCCAAAGACGGGCAGUACAGGAAGGUUUUUCAUUAAUUGAUGCCCACAAAUGGUUGAAGAUAGUAAGAAGAGCAGAUUGUCUGUUAUUUGGUUCAAAGUUAAAAAAUGAAUGCCGCAUGUUUCGUAUUCAGUUUGGUGGAGAUUCAAAAGAGCAGGCGCUGGAACACUGCUAUAAUUGUGUGCAGAAACUUGCAGACUAUGUAACAGUUCAGGUAACAGAUGAGCAAAGCCAAGAGCUGCACCAAGGUCAUAGUCAGCUGGCUAACCGUGAAAGACAAGUGAAGGACUCCGAACAAAAUACAUCGAUGCUGCAUGGACCAAGUCACGUUAUAGAUAAACCUCCAGCCCAGUCAUGCACAAGCUUUCCAGAGAGACAGAGAUCCGUGACAGAGCUAGCACAGUCUGUGCUGAAAUCAUCAACAUUUGAGCUCCCCCUUGCAUAUCAGCAUUCCGUGUGGACUGCUGAAGAAUUAGGGCCUUUUAUUCGCCUAUGUCUCAUGGAUCAGAAUUUCCCAGCAUUUGUGGAAGAAGUGGAGAAGGAGUUGAAAAAACUGACAGAAGGUUGA